AUGCGUCUUACAACUGCCCUCUUCGCCUUGGCCGCCCUCGUCGGCACUGCCUCCAGCCGCUUCCUUCUCGUGGGGUCUCAAACCAGCGGCGCGACCACCAACGACCCCGUGGGCAUUUCCAUUUACCGCACCGACGCCGCGGGUGGAUUGACCAAGAUCGGCCAAGAAACUGGCUCCACCACGGGCGGCGAGCCGACGUACUUUGCCUUGUCCAACGACCAAAAGUACUUGUACGUGACCAACGAACUCGGCAACGGCAGGCUCACCGCGUUUCGUGUACGUCGCGACAACAACGACGGCGGCGUCAACUGCGAAGAUGACAGCAACAACGAAGAUGACAACAAGGACAAUCUGUCCCUCGACCUUCUCGGCUCGACCGCCACCAACACCAAGGGCCCCGUGCACGUGGUGCUCACCAACGACAACAAAUACGCUAUCGUCGCGAGCUACAGCGACGGGUCGGUGGUUGUGUUCAAGCUCAACCAGAACAGCACUGUUGGCGAGAUCGUGGACAAGGUACAGUUCAAGGGUGGAGCCGCGUCGUAUGGGACCCAAUCAGGCCCCCAUGCCCACUGCGUGGCCCUGAGCAAAGACAACUCGUACUUGUACGUGACGGACUUGGGCAACGAUAAGAUUAUGCAGUUCAAGCUCAACAAGGGCAAGCUCACCGCCAACGGCUUCGUGGACACUGGUCGGGGGACGCUGCCCCGUCACUUAGCCGUGCACCCGAACGGUGACGUCAUCUUCUUGAUCACUGAGAGGACGAACGAGUUGGUCCGCUACGAAGUGCAAUCGAACGGCCAGCUGUACAAGCCGGAGGCCGUGAAAACGUCGGAGAAGAAGGGCAAACAGUACGGGGCUGCCGUGCACGUCACGAAAGACGGCAAGUUCGUGCUCGUGUCCAACCGCGGCCUCGGCAAUAGCGAAAACAGCGAAAACAACAUCGUGGUCUUCGACGCCGCCACGUUGGAGCGCGUGUCCACGGGUCUCCUCCCCGUGGGCGCGUACCCCCGCGACUUUACAAUCAGCGACGACAACAUCGUGUACGUGGGCAACCAACACGCGAACAAAAUUGUGAGCUUCCGCCUGCUCGAGAACGGCGCCCUCGUCUCCACCGGCACUAACUUUGCCGUGCCCAAACCCGUCGUGUUGUUGACCCUCUAA
Messenger RNA from Aphanomyces astaci, 1164 nucleotides. RefSeq lists its product as hypothetical. The coding region runs from base 1 to 1164 and encodes 387 amino acids. The transcript has a single exon. Gene Ontology annotation, molecular function: 6-phosphogluconolactonase activity; protein binding. The record is from RefSeq and is a predicted model, not a curated record. Lineage: Eukaryota; Oomycota; Saprolegniomycetes; Saprolegniales; Verrucalvaceae.